GUCUAUAAUGAAGAACAAAGUGCAACGUUACAUGCAGUUUUUUAUAAAAUUACGUCAAUAACGCGAUAAUGUACCUAGUCAUCGUUGAAUUAUUGAAAACAAAGCACCUAUUUCUAGAAGUUAAUAUAGAUAGUUAGGUAAAUAAAACAUUUUUAUUCGAAACCAACCUAUCGUGUUAAAAAAAUAUUUCUGAGUAACUGCGCCUUAAAAUAAUUAUAAACAUUGAUUGUCUGUAUAUACAACUUCAGUCUGUAGUAUUUAUCAUUAUUAUGAAAAGUUAUUCAGAAUUUAUAAGUUCGUUUUCCUUGAAUGUUGAGUGUUUAGUUAUAGUUAUAAGGGAAUGGAGAGUUACAUUGCCCCGUCACUAUUUCUAAAUCAUGGCGGGGGACCUUCGCCAGUUCUGGGUGAGAAAAAUAAUAUUCAGAUGGCUAAUGCACUAAGAAACGUACCGAAUUUACUUGAUUUCAGUAAAUUGAAUGCGAUUAUAUUGGUCACGGCUCACAGACAAGAGGAUGUAGUCACAAUAUCGUCUGGUAAACGUCAUGAUUUGUUGUAUGAUUAUUAUAAUUUCCCGCCAGAAAGCUACGAAUUGAAAUACGAUGCGCCCGGCGACCCUGAAUUGGCGGGAAGAUUGCAUUCGGCGUUCAAAAAUGCGAAUAUUCCGUCCAAAUUGGACGAGAAAAGAGGUUGGGAUCAUGGAGUUUUUAUUCCAAUGUUGUUAAUAAAUCCUAGCGCAAACAUUCCAAUAGUGCAAGUAUCGAUAUUGAAAAAUCAAGACGCAGUUGAUCACUACAACAUUGGUAAGAUUUUAUAUGAAUUCAGAAGAGAAGGCAUCGCCAUUUUCGGUUCGGGAUUGUCGUAUCACAAUAUGAAGGAAUUUAAGAAACUUCGGGCUUCCAGUGAUGCAAUGGAUGGAAUAGUAGUUAAUGAAGUUUUCGACCAAUUUCUUAACGAUGUUUGUACGGGCAAGUUAGAGGCGGAAGCAAUUUUAACGUGGGAUACAAUUCCACAAGGCAGAGAAUCUCACCCUUUGGGGGAUGCAGAUCAUUUGAUGCCUUUAAUUGUUAACUUAGGAGCUGCAGGACCAAAACCCGGAAGAAACAUAUUUUCAAGUAUUUUCCUACAGAAGUUUAAGCUAAGUGGAUUUAUUUGGGAUUAAAAAAUGAACUAUUAACUAUGUAUAUAUUAUGUCAAAGGUAAUUGAAUAAAAGGCAUCUGAAUGUAAAA
This is a messenger RNA of Colias croceus (clouded yellow), 1227 nucleotides long. Its product is annotated as dioxygenase tasH-like. The transcript has a single exon. The record is from RefSeq and is a predicted model, not a curated record. Gene Ontology annotation, molecular function: oxidoreductase activity, acting on single donors with incorporation of molecular oxygen; ferrous iron binding; zinc ion binding. Lineage: Eukaryota; Metazoa; Arthropoda; Insecta; Lepidoptera; Pieridae. The coding region runs from base 341 to 1159 and encodes 272 amino acids.